UUUGAUGUGCGCUCACCCCAUUUCCGCUUGUAGGACACUUCCAACACGACACUCCUCUUCCUCAGCCAGCCAGCACCAUUAUGGAUGUAUUUUGAAACACAGCAAGCCAGGACUUCCAGAGGGUCAUAAACAUCUUAGAACUUCAUGUGGUUCUGAUCCAAACGUCUUUGGUGGACCAAGCCAGCACAUGGCGCGUCAAUGUGGACAAAAGCGGAAAGGUUGUGGACAUGAGGAGGCAACAAGUGUGAAGUUCGGGAGGUUCUGGUAAAAGCGGACUCGGACCAAUCAGCUCCGCACGUGCGCUUGUAUGAAAGUGUAAACAGUUAGCGCUUUAUUAAUAUAUUUACUUGGACUAUUUAGUGGACAGCGUCAAUCCGUUUCCACUCUCUUUUUGUAAUUCUGAUCCCCGAAGUGGCUCCGAAGUGGUGUUGCGGCUCCUCGUCCCCGGCGGAUCCGGAGAUCGGAGCCUCUGCACCGGGCGGAGGCGGAGCUUCAGCGGCCUCUCAGGCUGCCCCAAAGGGCGGCCGCGUCAGGAGGAUGGUGCGGCUGGCGGCCGAGCUGCUGCUCCUCCUGGGACUUCUCCUUCUGACUUUGCACAUCACGGUGCUCAGGAGCAGCCCGCUGCCGCCCGCCAACGUCAGCCUGAGUCUGGAUGAUCACAGCGAGCAGAACAUCAUCCAUGCAAAAAGCAGCUCAUCGGGCCAACUGGCUUCGGAAGGCUCCUGGCGGUCUGGUCCAGAGCGUCGGUUUGCCCACCGGUCGGCUGCCCUCCCGUGGGUGCAAGGCACUGCCAGUAACGUCCACAAAGAUGGGCCCGGAGCUUUUCUACUGGACCUGCACAAUUUCCCCGAUCUCUCCAAAGCUGAUAUCAAUGGGCAGAAUCCCAACAUACAGGUAACAAUUGAGGUUGUGGAUGGGUUAGAAGCACACGAGCCAGAAAAAGGCCACCGCAAGGAGAGUAAACCCAACUGGGCUUCUACCAACUGGAGAAACUGGUGGCCACGUACUUCGUCCACAUCGUCCUCCACCACUCAUCAAGCGCAGGACCACGAUCGGUCCUACGGAGAUAACGGUGACGACAGCAACUUCCUCAGGCCGCCAGUGGAUUGGGACCGGAGGGGAGGCACAGGCGAGCGAGGGAAACCCCAAAUGGAAUACGACUACAUCGACGGAGAGGGGGACUGGAGUAACUGGUCACUGUGCAGCGUCACCUGUGGAAACGGCAACCAGAAGAGAACCAGGUCUUGUGGUUAUGCUUGUACUGCCACCGAAUCCAGAACCUGCGAUAUGCCAAGCUGCCCAGGUAUCGAAGAUGCCUUCAAGACAGCAGCUACAGAAGUGAGCCUGCUUGCUGGAACAGAUGAUUUCAAUGCCACUGAGCUCUUUGGUGUUGACACAGACAGCUGUGAGCGAUGGAUGAAUUGCAAGAGCGACUUCUUGAAGAAAUACAUGAGCAAGGUGGUCAGUGAUCUCCCGAGCUGCCCUUGCUCGUACCCAACCGAGGUGGCGUACAGCACAGCCAACGUGCACGACGCCGCUUCGCGCAGGAGCUUCCGCUGGAAAGAUGCCAGCGGGCCAAAAGAGAAGCUGGAGAUCUACAAGCCAACAGCACGAUACUGCAUCCGCUCCAUGCUGACGUUGGAGUCCACCACACUGGCCGCGCAGCACUGUUGCUACGACGAUAGCAUGAAGCUCAUCACACGCGGCAAAGGGGCCGGAACGCCUAAUCUCAUCAGCACAGAGUUCUCAGCAGACCUCCACUACAAAGUUGACAUCUUGCCAUGGAUCAUAUGUAAGGGGGACUGGAGUCGCUACAAUCAGGCCAGGCCGCCUAACAAUGGACAGAAGUGCCGCGACAACCCUCAGGAAGACGACUACUACAAGCAGUUUGAAGAAGCGAGGGAGUUCUAGCCUUUCAAAAUGUUCAUGGAUCCAUUUUGGAUUCAAUAGUCCCAAGACUUACUGAUCCCCGCUGAAGCAGGAGAACCUAAAAUCCAUGAGAACCAUGGACAGUGACCACCAAGAACUUCUCUACCAGGCACUGAAUAAUGUGCCAAUUUUUUUAAAGAUACCUCUGAGAAAAAUGAUGCUUUCAUUGAUAAAGGGAGUUUCUAUUCUUAAAGGGAAAUGAUUAUAAGACCGUGUCCAGGUUUGUGUGGUAAAUUUCUGUGGUAAUUAGAGAUCCAGGAUUGUAUUGACUUAACGAGGGGAGGUUUUGUCCCCAUUUUGUCGUUUUGCAGUAUCCAGGGUUCUCGUGUAAACGUAUGAGUAUCUUAAGCAUGCAUUUCACAUUUAGCAUGCGUACAAUGUCUAUAAUUUGUAAACAGACCUCCAAUGUAAAAAGUCUGCAUUGUCUUUCUGUAAAGUAUUUAUUUGAGUUGUAGCUGUGUCUGAAUUGGGGGCGUUCAAUGCCAUCAAUGUUUAGUAUGAUUAUAGAGUGUGUGAAUGCAAUGCUAUAAUGGACAUAUUUUUGAGAUUAUAAGUCUAUGAAUAAAAAGUUUUUUUGAAAAUUAUAAUACUUUCUGUUGUGUCAAUGGCUAUGCAGCACCUGGUCUGCAAAAUCGGUAAAUAAAACCGAUUUUUUUCUUCAUCUAUUUUUGUUUUUUUGCAGUUAAAAGGCCGUAUCAUCUCAUCCUUGCCAAUAGGAUCAAACCAUUGUACAAUGCUUUCAUCUGUUUAAUCUAGUGCAACACUGUGGUCUUUCCUUUUGAUGGGAUUUCUUUCAAGGCUGAUGAUUGAAAGAGCCUCUUGAAUUUUAUUUGUCUUUGGAAAGUAUCCUCCUACAUUCCUAUGUAAUUUUUCAGCAUACACACACACACACACACACAGUUCUGCUCGGACAUAGUAAGGACCUCUGACCAGCUGCAGCCAUUGUCACACAGAGGAAGCCAUUCAUAGCGCCCUCAUUCCUCCAGUUAACUGUGCACCACAGCUGGCCGACAGCAGGGCUCGUGUUGCCACUGCAACCCUGCAUGCUCGUUCCUCCGCAACUCUUCAGUAUGCAACCGAAAUGCAGGCACCGAUAUUCAUCGGCAACUGCAACAAAGCUGUAAAUCUCUCCAGCUUCUAACUUCCGUAUCAUCCGACUGUAUGCAAAGCAUUCCUUUUAAGUCUCCUGUCCUCCACAUCCUUAGUUACGACAUUGUUUGAAGCUAAGAUUACAGUACGCAGCUUGGAUCGUUAUCAUAGCAGACCACCUGCUGCACAGGCCAUUAAGCUCUAACCUGUUCAUCUUUAUAUAGAAAAGACGCUCACUGGACACAACAUUAAAAAUACCUGAAAAAUGCUAUUUUUGUGGGCACCGUAAUGUUAGUUUUGACCGAUAUUGUGAGAGCUAUUACUGUACUGACAGCCA
This is a messenger RNA of Doryrhamphus excisus (bluestripe pipefish), 3355 nucleotides long. It is a transcript of the gene ism1, whose product is annotated as isthmin 1. The record is from RefSeq and is a predicted model, not a curated record. Lineage: Eukaryota; Metazoa; Chordata; Actinopteri; Syngnathiformes; Syngnathidae. Gene Ontology annotation, biological process: negative regulation of angiogenesis.